GUCUCUCUGUUCUUCUGGACGUUGACACACCAUUCACUUUGGUUCGUCUCUACUCUUCAAUCUCAGUUUGUUCUCAUGUAGAUUGGUAUGAGAUGAUUGUUGACUGGGUGUCUCCGAAUAUAUGGAUUAUGGUCUUGAAUUGCAAUGUUCCAGUGACCUUUGGUUCAUUUGGUUCUGAUGUUGUGCCAGCUCGUGGCUUUUCUGUCGCCUUCGUGCGAUUUCCCGCAGUAUGCGGUCUCUUUAUGGUAUUUAAUCUGGCUUUUGGUGCUGUGAGUUUGUGUUUUCUUUCUUGGUGGCAGUUUGAAAGGACACUCACUUGGCUUCUCCAGUUGAAUAUGAGUAUGGAGGGUUUUCAUUACCCCGUAGCUUCCUUCGUGAGGCUGUUCGUCGUCCCAAUAUUUUCUCCUUUAUGGAGUGAAGUGGAUGUUCAAGCGUCGCUAGUAUGGCUGAUGCUCAUCUCUGCAUAUGUUGCAGUGUUUGUAACUUCUGAAGUUACACGGUAUGCUUUUAUUCAACAAGGUUAUGGGAUCGUAGUUCGAUUUCUUAUGGUCUUUUGUAAUGAGGUGUAUCGUCAAUCUAUCAUUUGUUUAAUCAAUGUUUCAGUUUAUUUGGCUCUUAAUAGCUAUGAUGUAUCCUCCCCUUGUGGAGUUAAACUCUGUUAAGUUUUAAUGAAAGUGUGGUUUGAACAAAAAAAAAAAAAUAUGCCAAGAGACUCGCCGCCGCCUCUUGGCCUUUCCUCGUGAAGUAUUAUUAGUCUUUGCUUCGUCCGUCGGUCGAUAAAUUUAUCUUUGAAAAGCUUUGAUCUUUCCUUUGAAUAUACAAAACCCACGUCGUGUAAAGCAAUACCCACAUGACAGAUUGACUUAAACUAAAGAUCAGAGCUUUUUUUUUUUGCUAUUCUCAGUGUGAUCAUCAUCAUGAGGGCGAGAUUGGUUGUGUUCCCGAUUAAAGGGAGGAAGUGGUGUUUCAGCAGAUCCGUUGAUCCUCUCGCUGCUCAAGCGCCGUCCGGUGUUACUCCGACAACUGUACGAGGUUUAUGGAAGAAGAUAUCAUCUGAAUCUAAGCCCAUCAAUGCCAACGCUGAGCUUCUUGUCGAUUUCAUCUCCGACAAGAUGAAUAAGGCGUGGAUGGGUCUUGAAGUAGCACCUGAAGGUUCAAUGAAGAACAAGAUUCACGGGUUAGGGUUGAAGCUUCUGGCUCGUGUGAAGCCGUCUGAGAUAUUCUUGAAGUCUAUAUCUAAGGAGGUCACUUCCGUACAAGUCUCUUAUCCUCCAAGUUUAGAUCCUAGACUUGUACGCAGGAGACUACGCCACAUUGCUUUGAGUGGAACAAUUUUGCACAAGAAGUACCUUAUCGGUUCAGUAACUUUGCUUCCAUUGACCACUGCGUUUACGGUAUUGCCAUUACCAAACAUACCAUUCUUCUGGGUCUUAUUCCGCACAUAUUCCCACUGGCGAGCUCUUCAGGGAAGUGAGAAGCUGCUUAAGCUCCUCUCAGACCAUUCAAAUCCCCAAACUUAUGAUGCAGACGAAAACAAUAACAACAAACCGGAACAAGACGCUCUGUCUCCCACAUGUGUUUUGCUGCCAUCAGAAGAGUUAUACAAGCUACUUCGUGAAGCUAGUGAGGAAGGGCUCGAUGAGGAGACCAUAGUAGAGAUUUGCAAAUUGUUCCAUCUCAACAAGAUCGAUGUUCUUAAAUAUCGCAAUCUAGGCUAACUCGUUUUACUUGGAACAUUUGUUUAAGAUGUUUGGGAACUAACCUUACCCUUGUUUUGAUUCGUUGGAAACUUAUGAAAAAAUCUUUUGUUACCCGGAA
Raphanus sativus (radish) is the source of this 1818-nucleotide messenger RNA. RefSeq lists its product as uncharacterized. Gene Ontology annotation, cellular component: mitochondrial inner membrane. Gene Ontology annotation, biological process: proton transmembrane transport; potassium ion transport. The record is from RefSeq and is a predicted model, not a curated record. NCBI's taxonomy places the organism in Eukaryota, Viridiplantae, Streptophyta, Magnoliopsida, Brassicales, Brassicaceae. The transcript is spliced from 8 exons. The coding region runs from base 918 to 1718 and encodes 266 amino acids.